AUGUCGUCAUCUUUGAUCUCCUUAGGAGUCGCCAUUGCCGCGGUCUUCCUCUUCUGGACCAUGUCCUCAACCUCGUCGUCCCCGUUUGCGCGCAAUUUCCCGCGUCUCUAUAACCAGAGGAUAUGUUUGCUUAUUGCGCACCCGGACGACGAGGCGAUGUUCUUCGCGCCUACCGUGCUGGCGCUCACGAAGCCGGAGCUUGGUAAUCAUCUUAAGAUCUUGUGUCUUAGUACCGGAGACGCCGACGGACUCGGCCACAUUCGCAAGAAAGAGCUCCAGCAAAGCGCCCUGCAGCUCGGCCUCCGCAACGAAUCAGAUGUCUACGUCGUCGACGACCCUGCCCGUUUCCCCGAUAGCAUGUCAACCAUCUGGUCCGACUCCGAUGUAUCGGAUCUCCUGGCCUCUGCCUUUGCGCCGGAUCUGCUCGCCGGCACUGCCGCCGGCGCCGCACGCAAGAGAGAUUCCAAAUCCAAAUCCCACGCCAAGACCAACGAUGACUCUCCCUCCGCCACCAUCGACGUGAUCCUCACCUUUGAUCAGCGCGGCAUCAGUAACCACCCGAACCAUCGCUCGCUGUACCACGGAGCGUUGUAUUUCCUGCGCACCUUGAUGAAGGAUAAAUCGGGUUACUCGUGCCCUGUGUCGCUGUAUACCCUGCACACGACGAGUCUGCUGCGGAAGUAUAUCGGUGUCUUGGAUGCGCCGAUCACGAUGGCGCGGGGGGCGGUUUCGUCGCUGGUCUCGAGCUUUUCUAAAGGUAAAGCUGGAUCUGGAUCUGGGGGGGAGAACCCGUCGCGGUUGCUGUUUGUGAGCUCGGUGAAUGAGUGGAUGACGGCGCAGUCGGCGAUGGUGAAGGCUCAUAAGAGUCAGAUGGUUUGGUUUCGGUGGGGAUGGAUUACCUUUGGGAGGUAUAUGGCUGUUAAUGAUUUGCAGAGGGAGAAUAUUUGA
Messenger RNA from Aspergillus affinis, 948 nucleotides. Its product is annotated as PIG-L family deacetylase. The transcript is spliced from 2 exons. Gene Ontology annotation, molecular function: N-acetylglucosaminylphosphatidylinositol deacetylase activity. Lineage: Eukaryota; Fungi; Ascomycota; Eurotiomycetes; Eurotiales; Aspergillaceae. Bases 1 to 948 code for a protein of 315 amino acids. Gene Ontology annotation, biological process: GPI anchor biosynthetic process. The record is from RefSeq and is a predicted model, not a curated record. Gene Ontology annotation, cellular component: endoplasmic reticulum.